Messenger RNA from Doryrhamphus excisus (bluestripe pipefish), 2516 nucleotides. It is a transcript of the gene ggnbp2, whose product is annotated as gametogenetin binding protein 2. The record is from RefSeq and is a predicted model, not a curated record. Gene Ontology annotation, cellular component: cytoplasm; nucleus. NCBI's taxonomy places the organism in Eukaryota, Metazoa, Chordata, Actinopteri, Syngnathiformes, Syngnathidae.
GCUUUAAGUAUUGUUGGCCAUUUUGAAAUGUAUAGUCAGGCGCUCAAGGGGCGGGGCGUUCCAUUUUUGUUCCCCGACUGGAAACUCUGAAAUCCCGACUUCGGAAAGUUACUGGAACGCAGCACCAACUCUCUUAUUUAUUUUCUGCUGUGAGUCUCAUUUGGAAGUGGAGAAGAACAUCAUGGCACGUCUGGUAGCUGUUUGCAGGGAAAAUGAGGAGGACUACCCUUUUCUUGCCAGACAGAUCCCUCUGUAUAUCGAUGACGUUUGGACGAUGGUGAUGGAGUUUGCUGAGAGUGGCAUGGAUAUGGACAAACAUGUAAUUAGUACUUCCCAUUGGAAACAAUUUGCAGAGGGUCGCCACAAGUUGAUGGAGCAGGACCUGACGAUGGCCCUGACGGUGCCAUCAAGGGCGUUGUACAGGGCCUUAUCCCAGAUGGUGCCGUGCGUGGGCUGCAGACGCAGUGUGGAGCGCCUCUUCUCCCAUUUAGCGGAGUCGGGGACCCCGGCUUUGGAGCCGCUCACAGUGAAGCCCACAGGAAUGCUGUCUGUCACCAGGGCUUGUUUAGCAGAUAUCAGGAAGCUAUACAGCCUCUUCUACAUCCAAGGGUCAAAGUUGAACGAUGUGAUUAACGCCAUUCCCAAAAGUAAAAAGAGCAACCGAUGUCAGUUACACUCCUUGGACACGAACAAACUCAGACCUUUGGGAGGGAGCUGGAUGGACGUGUGGGAGCGGAUGUCUCAGGAGUGCCGAGAUGAGGUGGUGCUGGUCGACAGUGCCUGUCUUUUGGAGACGCUGGAGACGCACUUGCAAAAACACAUGUUUUGCACCGAGUGUAAGAAUAAAGUGCUGAGGGCAUAUAACAUCCUGGUUGGGGAGGUGGACAGCAGUGAAGAGAAGGACUAUUGCGCUGCGUUGUAUGAGGGACUGUGCUGCUGCCCUCGCGAGCGCCACAUCCACGUGUGCUAUGAGACUGACUUCAUCGCUCAUCUCCUCAGUCGAGCUGAGUCGGAGUUUGCCGGAGGCUAUGAGGAGAGACAUGCCAAGACCAUUGACAUUGCACAAGAAGAAGUCCUGACUUGUUUGGGCAUUUAUCUCUAUGAGCGACUGCACCGAAUCUGGCAGAAACUCCGAGCAGAAGAGCAGACGUGGCAGAUAUUGUACCAUCUGGGCAUUGAUGAACUGCGCAAAAGCUUUGAGAUGGCAGUGGAGAAGAUUCAGGGGUUCAGUCGGCUUGAGCAGUUUGUGGAGGAGCAGUCCGAGAAGGAAAGAGCCAAACAGCUGAAGCAGGAGAAAAAGAGACAAAAACGGAAAAUUCGACGCAAAAACAAGUGUGGCCUUGACAACCAGGAAGAAGAGCUCAAGGAAGAGUGUCACAAGGAGGCUUCUCUUGAGGCUGGGGAGCAUUGUUGCAAUGCGUGUGGGGGCCAUGACGAGGGGCCGUCAAUCUGCGAGGAGAACAGUUCUGCCAAUGCAAGCGCAUCCCCAAGCUGUCCAGGAAAACGAGAUUUGACUUCCCACAGCACCGGUAGCGAUUGUGGCUACUCCUCAAGCAUCGAGGGCAGUGACAACAGCUCACGGGAAGGUUCGGAUAUCGCUUGCUCCGAGGGGCUCUGCAACCACGAUGAAAGAGGUCUGACAUGUGAGACAAACGAACACCACUAUGCCGAAAACAGAGAAGAGGAGGCCACGGACAGCUGUGUUGACUGCUGGCCACAGCCCGAGGAAAAGCCGCAAUGCAAGAGUAAAAAGAAGAAAAGAAAGGGGAAUAGCUUAUGUAAGAAUCAGGGAUACAAACGUGGAGACUGUGCCUCAGGGGGGAAGAUGAAUCACAGUGCGCCAUCAUCUCACGUACGCCAAAGCCAACCUCUAAAGUCCUCCUCAUGCUGUGAUGAGACACAAGAUAGUUUUGCACUAGACUUGCCAUGGAUGGUACAUGGGAGGAACCUCAGCCUUAAUGCAAAACACCCAGAGGCCAACAUGAGUCUAAUGGACCUCCUGGAUGACUCGGAAGUGACGUCAGACGAGGAGAACUGUCUCACCCAGGAUGAAAUUCAGUCAUUUCUCAAAAGACAUCAGCUGUUCUACAACAACCGUCACAAGUACCGACAGCACCUCAAGGAGAAGUUCACCAGCUACUGCUGCGCAGCCGAGGGAAAGACCGUCUGUGGCAACUGGUUUGCCACCACCAGUGUGAAUUAAGUUUGCGCCCGUGAGAUCAGACUCUUACUUUCCAACAGGAGUGGUGAUGGAUUCUCAAUGGCUGGAGGUGGCGGGGCGCUCUGGCAUUCAAGAGCACGCUGAAACAGCACCUCGAGCUUUGUCAUCUGUGAUGUAGUCUUAUGGGAGGGUUUUCUUUGUCUCACAUUCUCUGUGGUGAUGGCUGCACUAUGAAGUGUGUGUAUAGAAAUUCUAAAUAGGUUUUAAGAGAUUAACAUCCACUUACGACGAGCAUUUGGGUGUGACAUGAGCAGAAUGGGAAAUGGACUAAAUAAAGGAUAUUUAUUAAUCUGCA